UGCUUGUACUAAUCCUGGCGUUGUUUCAAGUGCACCGGCAAAUCGUAGCACAAUUACUUGCUGCUAAAUAUGGCUCAUCGUUUCGAGGAUUGAUGGAAGGAUCGGACGUCGUUUGGGCGGCGCAAAAACGCUCGUCGAAGGCUAUGGCAAACGUGUUGCUUUUGUUUGAAAAGCCGGCACAUGCGUCUCACGGCAGCGAUGAUUUGCUAGAAAUAUUUCGCAAUCGGUUGAAACGUCAUCAAUUGGACGAAGUUUAUCAGAAGAUGUUCUGGGAAAGACGUUUUCAAUGGGGAUACUAUUUUUGGCUAGAACAAGGGCUUCCGCUGUGGGCUGAUCGUUAUGUCAAGGAACUCGACGCACUUCCCGACCAUGAUGGCGGCCUGUCUCGCAAGCAGCUCAGCACACUAAUUGGCUCAAUCAGCAGUCGCGAUUGUAAUGGUACCAGUUGGGAGCUGCUCGUUGGAAGCCAGCCGUUACGUUCCCAGAGAGAUAGCAGCGUGUUGCUGUACCCGGUACCACCAUUCAAUCGCUGAUGGAAUUGCAAUAUUCCGAUUGUUCUGCCAGGAUUUUCUGGACAGUACAGGCACAUCGGAAGAGCACGUG
Molecule: messenger RNA, 603 nt
Organism: Anopheles maculipalpis
Lineage: Eukaryota; Metazoa; Arthropoda; Insecta; Diptera; Culicidae
Exons: 2
Coding region: 93-533 (146 amino acids)
Source: RefSeq, a predicted model, not a curated record